Molecule: messenger RNA, 1379 nt
Organism: Cajanus cajan (pigeon pea)
Lineage: Eukaryota; Viridiplantae; Streptophyta; Magnoliopsida; Fabales; Fabaceae
Product: nuclear transcription factor Y subunit A-3
Biological process (GO): regulation of DNA-templated transcription
Cellular component (GO): CCAAT-binding factor complex
Molecular function (GO): DNA-binding transcription factor activity; DNA binding
Source: RefSeq, a predicted model, not a curated record
AUUGUUUUUGAGAGCAGCAAGUAGACGUCACUUUAAGGGUCAAGACUUGGCACUAAAGCCAAGAGACCAAAAAGACCGAAACAAUGAUUGUGAUGGAGUCAUUCAAGUGUGUGAGUGAGUGAAAGUCUCUUCUAAGCUUACAUUACAUAGUUUCAAGGCACAAGAAGAAAACAUGCACACCUUCUCAUCCUAUCCAAUUUUCAAGGUAAGUGGAUUGUUGUUCUAAGUGUUAAGCUUUGAGCUAGUGUGGAAAACAAUGAAUUGCUUAUGCGAGAAAGACUCUGCUCUAUUUUCUUCUCAUUCAACAUCCCCCUUUGUUCCUGGAUGCCCAGCAUGGGGGGCUUCUGAAUCUGAAGUCAAACAAUCUUCUAUGUCCACAAGUUUGAGCUUCAAAGUGGAUGUUAUGCUUAUGCCACCACAACACCACAAGAGCAAGACACCGAGUUUUCAAUUCCAAGAACAGGAUUCAUCUUCAACUCAAUCCACUGAUCAAUCUUAUCCGGAAGUUGGUUCAGCACAAUCCGGUCAAAUUUCUGUCUAUCAUAGUUCAAUUGGUUCAACACUUGGUAGUACUGGAGAAAAGAGUAUGGGAUGUGCCAUCAGGUCAUUUAUGGGGAGUCAGGAUUUCACCUUCCCUCCUCCACAACUGAAUCAUAGCCAAUCACUUGCUCAUCUUGCAUUUCACUAUGCUGACUCAUGCUAUACUGGCCAAAUGGCUGCUGCAUAUGGUCCAAAGUCAAAGCCAGUGGAACCUGCUCCUGUUCGAAUUCCUCUGCCACUGGAUGUUACAGAAGAACCCAUAUAUGUGAAUUCAAAGCAGUACCAUGCUAUUCUGAGGCGAAGACAGUAUCGAGCAAAACUUGAAGCGCAUAGCAAACCCCUCAAGGAUCGAAAACCUUAUCUUCAUGAGUCGCGCCAUCUACAUGCAAUAAAGAGAGCUAGAGGCGCUGGUGGUCGUUUUCUCAACACUAAAAAGCUCCAACAAUCAAAGCUUACUUCAGCAAAUCACUGCCUCACUCGCAUGAAUUUGAGUGCAGAAUCUAAAAUGCAUCAAAUGGAACAAAACUACAUGAAUGGUGCUGAUCAUGUCACAUAUGCUGCAAGGGAUAUGAAGAAUUAUACAGCAGAUAAGGAUGGUGGCACCACUCAGCACCAUCUAUCUGUCUACAUGUGAUGUGACUUGUUGGACACACAAUUUUUCUUGUGUUGUUCCACUGGGUAGUCAUCCUUGGCUCAUAUUUAAUAUGUCGUUGUUAUUCUUGUUUCUUUUGAUUUUCCUUCAUGGACCUAUUGUAUACCCUAAAGUUGUUUGAAACUGACUCGUCAUAAACAAUGUUUUUUCCAAGUUAAUGCCAUAUCUGCAACAUGUUUUGUUGAAA